Molecule: messenger RNA, 1954 nt
Organism: Daucus carota subsp. sativus
Lineage: Eukaryota; Viridiplantae; Streptophyta; Magnoliopsida; Apiales; Apiaceae
Product: F-box/LRR-repeat protein At4g14103-like
Exons: 4
Coding region: 171-1538 (455 amino acids)
Molecular function (GO): protein binding
Source: RefSeq, a predicted model, not a curated record
CUUUGGUCAGCUAUGACCUAUGAGCUAACACUUUCCUCUUUGUCUAUAGCUCAUUGUUGAUUGAUUUCUAGUUUUUCUGAUCAAACUUGCAAUUGAAGCGAGACGACUCAGUCAUCAUCCCCGAUCUCACUGUUUUGUAAAGAUAAUAGCAAAGAAUACUCAAACAACUCAUGGGUUCAAGCUCAAAACUUGAAAAACUUGCAUAUGAGGAUAGAAUUAGUAACUUGCCUGACCCAAUUCUCACACACAUCCUCUCUUUUCUUCCUACUAAAUCUGCUGUGGGGACCACUGUAUUAUCAAAGAGAUGGAAGUCCCCUUUUAUGUCCCUCCCUAAUCUUGAUUUUAAUGAUUCUGUUUCGAUUUAUCGCGACAUGUUUGGUUGGGAUUCUAGACAAAAAGUGAGCUUUAUGAACUUUGUGGAUAGAAUUUUGAUGCUUAGAGGAAACGAUUUGAAUCUCGAGAGAUUUAGUUUGAAUUGUGUUGGGAAUUAUCAUCUGACCCGUGUGGAUGAGUGGAUUCGUAUUGUGGUUGGACAUAAUGUGAAAGAGAUCAACCUGACCCUCAAUUUUAGAGAGGUAUAUAAACUGGUGGAAGAUGUUUAUAUGUGUACGAGUAUUGAAGUUUUCCGGCUCAAGUGGAAGAUAUUGGUCGAUGUUCCUGAAAAUGUUAGUUUUUUUAGCCUCAAGUUUCUUCAAUUCACCGGUGUUAAGUUUGCCAGCUAUGAGUCUGUUGAGAAGCUUUUACGGUGUUGUCCUGUGCUUGAAGAUUUAGUUAUUGAGAAUUGCAAAUGGCUUAGUGGCUGUUGUUUAAGUGUUUGUGGAUCUGCAUUGAAGAACUUUUCCUUAGAUUCCUAUUCGUAUCUGGAUACAGAUGUUGAGCUUACAAUUUUGAUUGACACACCUGCUCUAGAGACACUUGAUAUUAGAGAAUUGACAUCAGAAGGUAUUUUCAUCAAGGAGAAUUUGUUUUCCAUCACAACCGCUUCUAUUGACGUGGCACAGAAGGUAGAACGGAGUGUACCGAGCAGUGUGUAUGGCGAUUCCGUGUUUGGGCUUCUUAAAAAGAUUUCUCAUGUCAAGUAUCUGACUUUAUGCCAAAGUACUCUAGGGGCUCUCAGCUACGCAUCUGAUUUUAGUUUCCCCACAUUUCAUGAUUUGAAUCAACUGGAGCUCAUUGUUGAUGCAUGGUCUGGCUGGACUUUAUUGCCAUCCAUACUUGGCAGCGCACCGAACCUUGAAACUCUUGUAUUUCCACAGGGACUUGUUGACAAGUUCUCCUCUCAAAGUCAAUUUUUCCGAUUCUCAUGGAGUCCGCCAGAUCGUGUUCCAGAUUGCUUAUCCUCAAAGCUCAAAAGCAUAGAAAUUAAAAACUUCCAAGGUAUUAAUGAUGAGUUUUCGCUUGUUAAAUACUUGCUAAAGCACGGUAGAGUUUUGGAAAUGAUGUCAAUUGAUUGCUCCCUCUUGGCGGAUGAUGCAAAGAUCCAGAAGAAGCUUUACAAGUUUCGUAGGGCCUCAUCAACUUGCAAGCUUUUCUUAUAAAUGGACAUGGAUACACAAUAAGAGGUACUACUUCUGCUUCGAUCUAUUGUCUUCUAGACUUGUCUUGAAAACUGGAGGCAGUGGAUAGGUCCCAACCAUUACAACAAUGCAAUAUAAGUGGGAAUGGCGGACCCAAGGCCUACUCGUUUGUAAGGAGCAAUCUAUCAUACUUGGAUUACAAGUACAGGAACAAAUAGCUCAAUUUAUAUGUCACGCUAUACUCCUCAACUACUGGAAGGGCCAUUUUUCGGGCUCAAGAAGGAGAGAAUCGCAUCUGGUUGCGCUUACUAUGUCGUCACAGUAUAUGGGAUGCAAGCAAUAUCAAAAUAUCAUCGACAUUUCCGAAUAUGAAUCUCAUAGUUUCAUGUCAGACAAUGGAUUCAACUAAAUGUUAUUUAACAGAUUUUUUGAAAGUU